This is a messenger RNA of Physeter macrocephalus (sperm whale), 1125 nucleotides long. RefSeq names its product coiled-coil glutamate rich protein 1 (gene CCER1). The record is from RefSeq and is a predicted model, not a curated record. Bases 1 to 1125 code for a protein of 374 amino acids. Lineage: Eukaryota; Metazoa; Chordata; Mammalia; Artiodactyla; Physeteridae. The transcript has a single exon.
AUGACCCAGCCCCUCGAUAGAAAAGAGGAUCCUCUUAACCUGGGCCGCGCGGGGGCGUCCUCUGCCCCAUUAAGCACCUGGUCUUCCUGCCAUCGAAGGCGCAGGGGCGCUCCGGUUUACAGGCGGUGGCAUCGCUAUGGUCCCAAGGCCAAGUAUGAGUCCCCGAGGAAACAGCCGAAGCAACAGCACGGCUCAGGACCUUGGUUCCAGCCACCCAGACGUCCCUCUUGGGCCGUGUAUUCUAAUUGGGGGCGCUGGGGAGGACCCUGGCACCCACCUCCGAAGGGAUUCCGGAAGCCCCCUGGCCGGGUGCAAGUGAUCCAGGUGUACGGCCUGCACGCACUCUGCCUUUGCUGCUGCUCCUGCUGGCGCGGGCCCUGGAAUCCCGGCUGGGCGAGGCCCCAGGGCAGGAAGAAGCGCUGGGGCCGCCGGGGCCGCGGCCUGCGCCGCGACCCUCGCCGCUCCUUCCAGAGGAGCCCUUCCGAGGAUCUGAGCACGCUGCUGCGGCCGGUCAACCUGUGCAGGUGGCGGGAACCCGGCCUGCGCGCGCCGCGGAACACCACCCAGUUCAUCAUGAACCAGAUCUACGAGGAUAUGCGGCAGCAGGAGGAGCUGGAGCGCCAGCAGGGGGCGCUGCGGGCGCAGCAGGCCCAGGCGGGCGGCACCGCAUCCCCGGCCGGCUCCUUCGGAAACGAUGCGCCCCCCAGCGGUGGCGAGGAAGACGCGGAGCUGCGGGAAACUUUGUAUAGCUUUGGGCAGAAUCCCUCUCUAGCCUUCAGUCCUGACGCGGAUGGGGAAAACCAGUCUCCAAGCCCACAGCUGGUAGAGGAAGAGGAGAAAAAUGAGGAGGAGGAGGAGUGUGAUGGCAAGGAGUUGGAGAGCGAGGAGGAGGGUGCAGAGGCAGAGGCCAAGGAUGAAGAGGAGGUCAAAGAGUCUGAUGACUCUGUGAAGGAGGAAGAGGAGGCGAUGGAAGAGGAAGAGGAGGGGCUGGAGGAGGAUGAACCGAGGGAGGAAGAGGAUCCUUUGCCUCUGGAAAUGGCUUUAUCAAUCCUAGUGGGAGCUGAAGAAGAGAGAGAGAACUUUAUAAACUGUACUUAUUUAAACCCAAAACAGAUAAUUCCCUAA